Messenger RNA from Anopheles nili, 5667 nucleotides. RefSeq names its product nucleolar protein dao-5-like. Gene Ontology annotation, cellular component: nucleoplasm; nucleolus. Bases 42 to 5057 code for a protein of 1671 amino acids. Lineage: Eukaryota; Metazoa; Arthropoda; Insecta; Diptera; Culicidae. The record is from RefSeq and is a predicted model, not a curated record. The transcript has 9 exons.
CGUUGUAGUGAGAAGUAUUGUCUGUUUUUUCUCCGUUCAACAUGGCUGCCCUGAGUGAUUCGGUGUUAGACGCGUUGGUUUUUGAGCAUUUGUCACGAAAAGACAAAACAUUUGCCGCAGUAUUCCAGAAGAAAUAUCAAACGGCCACACUUCCGAAAGGAGCACCAAAGUUAGAUGAAAUCGUGAAACAUUAUCAAGCCACAAACAAAAAGCUGGUACUAAACAAAGUAGCAGCAGAGGAAGACGAUGAGGAUUCCGAAGAAGAUGAUGAAGAAGACGAAGAAGAGGAAACAGCGCCUCCUCCAGUGAAAAACGGCAAGUUGAAUGGCAAGGCUGCAACAAAUGGAACUGCUGCGAAGAAACCACAACAAGCCGCUGACGAAGAGGAGGAAGAUUCCGAUGAAGAGGAAGACUCCGAUGAGGAGGAGGAGGAGACCAAGCCGGUUAAAAAGGCGAACGCCAAAGUCGCAGUAAAGGUAACACCUCUCCUGAAACAACAGAAAGAAGAAUCAGAAGAAGAUUCCGAUGAGGAGGAAGAUGAUGAUGAGGAGGAAGAAGAGGAGGAGGACGAUGAUGAAGACGAGCAACCUGUCCCCAAGAAACAGCAGCCUGCAAAGGCUGGACAGAAACGUAAGGCAGAAGAAGCCGAGGAAGAAGAUGACGAAGAUGAUGAGGACGAGGAAGCUGAGGAAGAAGCGCCCAAAUCAUUGGCUAAGAAAGGCAACAACACUCCGAAGUUCAACGAUAAGCCGCAACAAAAGAACAAGAAUGAUCGGACUUCAUUCGGCGGCUAUGACAAUCGCAACGGCGGUGGAUCCAACAAAUGGCAGGAUGGUGACGGAAACACCGAAAAGAGACAACACGAGCCACGGCCCGGUGAUUGGGAUUGCCCCGAGUGCGGCCAAUCGAACUUCCGAUCCCGUCAGCAAUGCUUCAAGUGCACGAGUCGUAAUCCGAAUCCAGAAAAAACUUGGUCUUGCCCGAGCUGCCAGUUUGACAACUUUGCGAGCCGUUUUAGCUGUUUCAAAUGCCAAACCAAAAACCCUGAUGGUAGUUCUGACGGAGGUGGUUUCCGCGGAGGUCGAGGUGGUCGAGGAGGCUUCGGUGGUCGUGGAGGAGGUGGUGGUGGUUUCGGAGCAGGCGGUGGUCGUGGAGGUGGCGGUUUCCGUGGUCGUGGCAGUCCUGGUGGGCGCGGUCGUGGCAGUCCCGGUGGGCGAGGUCGGGGAGGAUCCUCGGGUUUCGGAGGUCCACCUAAUAAGAAAAUGUCUUUUAAUGACGAUUUCGUAAUUACUAAUGGCAUUGGCAAUGCUAUCAAGAAAGUAGAAUCAUCUGAUGAUAGUUCCGACGAUAGCACUGAAGAGGAAACAGCAAAGCCUGCAGCUAAAAAGCCAGCUCAAACUGUAGCUACUCCUAAAGCUGGCACUGCUGCAAAGGCUGUUACUCCUGCAGCUGCGAAGAAAAAGCAGGAAGAAUCGAGCAGUGAUGAUUCCUCGGAAGAGGAGGAACCUGCAAAGAAACCAGCUGCUGUGAAAGCUACUCCGGUGGUGGCUAAACCAACAAAUGGAACUGCUGCAAAGAAAGCGGAAUCAUCUGAUGAUAGCUCUGACGAUAGCUCUGAAGAGGAAGCAGCAAAACCUGCAGCUAAGAAGCCAGCUCAAACCGUAGCUACUCCUAAAGCUGGCACUGCUGCAAAGACUGUUACUCCUGCAGCUGCGAAGAAAAAGCAGGAAGAAUUGAGCAGUGAUGAUUCCUCGGAAGAGGAGAAACCUGCAAAGAAACCAGCUGCUGUGAAAGCUACUCCGGUGGCGGCUAAACCAACAAAUGGAACUGCUGCAAAGAAAGCGGAAUCAUCUGAUGAUAGCUCUGACGAUAGCUCUGAAGAGGAAGCAGCAAAACCUGCAGCUAAAAAGCCAGCUCAAACCGUAGCUACUCCUAAAGCUGGCACUGCUGCAAAGGCUGUUACUCCUGCAGCCGCAAAGAAAAAGCAGGAAGAAUCGAGCAGUGAUGAUUCCUCGGAAGAGGAGGAACCUGCAAAGAAACCAGCUGCUGUGAAAGCAAGUCCUGUUGCGGUUAAAUCAGCAAAUGCAGUUGUAGCAAAGAAAGCGGAAUCAUCUGAUGAUAGCUCCGACGAUAGCUCUGAAGAGGAAGCAGCAAAACCUGCAGCUAAGAAACCAACUCAAACCGUAACUACUCCUAAAGCUGCAAAUGCAGUUGUAGCAAAGAAAGCGGAAUCAUCUGAUGAUAGCUCCGACGAUAGCUCUGAAGAGGAAGCAGCAAAACCUGCGGCCAAGAAACCAACUCAAACCGUAGCUACUCCUAAAGCUGGCACUGUUGCAAAGGCUGUUACUCCAACAGCUGCGAAGAAAAAGCAGGAAGAAUCGAGCAGUGAUGAUUCCUCGGAAGAGGAGGAACCUGCAAAGAAACCAGCUGUUGUGAAAGCUACUCCGGUGGCGGCUAAACCAACAAAUGCAGUUGUAGCAAAGAAAGCGGAAUCAUCUGAUGAUAGCUCCGACGAUAGCUCUGAAGAGGAAGCAGCAAAACCUGCGGCCAAGAAACCAACUCAAACCGUAGCUACUCCUAAAGCUGGCACUGUUGCAAAGGCUGUUACUCCAACAGCUGCGAAGAAAAAGCAGGAAGAAUCGAGCAGUGAUGAUUCCUCGGAAGAGGAGGAACCUGCAAAGAAACCAGCUGCUGUGAAAGCGACUCCGGUGGCGGCUAAACCAACAAAUGGAGCUGCGGCAAAGAAAGCGGUAUCAUCUGAUGAUAGCUCUGACGAUAGCUCUGAAGAGGAAGCAGCAAAACCUGUAGCUAAGAAACCAGUUCAAACCGUAGCUACUCCUAAAGCUGCUAAUGCAGUUGUAGCAAAGAAAGCGGAAUCAUCUGAUGAUAGCUCCGACGAUAGCUCAGAAGAGGAAGCAGCAAAACCUGCGGCCAAGAAACCAACUCAAACCGUAGCUACUCCUAAAGCUGGCACUGUUGCAAAGGCUGUUACUCCUGCAGCUGCGAAGAAAAAGCAGGAAGAAUCGAGCAGUGAUGAUUCCUCGGAAGAGGAGGAACCUGCAAAGAAACCAGCUGCUGUGAAAGCUACUCCGGUGGCGGCUAAACCAACAAAUGGAACUGCUGCAAAGAAAGCGGAAUCAUCUGAUGAUAGCUCUGACGAUAGCUCUGAAGAGGAAGCAGCAAAACCUGCAGCUAAAAAGCCAGCUCAAACUGUAGCUACUCCUAAAGCUGGCACUGCUGCAAAGGCUGUUACUCCUGCAGCUGCGAAGAAAAAGCAGGAAGAAUCGAGCAGUGAUGAUUCCUCGGAAGAGGAGGAACCUGCAAAGAAACCAGCUGCUGUGAAAGCUACUCCGGUGGCGGCUAAACCAACAAAUGCAGUUGUAGCAAAGAAAGCGGAAUCAUCUGAUGAUAGCUCUGACGAUAGCUCUGAAGAGAAAGCAGCAAAACCUGCAGCUAAGAAGCCAGCUCAAACCGUAGCUACUCCUAAAGCUGGCACUGCUGCAAAGGCUGUUACUCCUGCAGCUGCGAAGAAAAAGCAGGAAGAAUCGAGCAGUGAUGAUUCCUCGGAAGAGGAGGAACCUUCAAAGAAACCAGCUGCUGUGAAAGCUACUCCGGUGGCGGCUAAACCAACAAAUGGAACUGCUGCAAAGAAAGCGGAAUCAUCUGAUGAUAGCUCUGACGAUAGCUCUGAAGAGGAAGCAGCAAAACCUGCAGCUAAAAAGCCAGCUCAAACCGUAGCUACUCCUAAAGCUGGCACUGCUGCAAAGGCUGUUACUCCUGCAGCUGUGAAGAAAAAGCAGGAAGAAUCGAGCAGUGAUGAUUCCUCGGAAGAGGAGGAACCUGCAAAGAAACCAGCUGCUGUGAAAGCUACUCCGGUGGCGGCUAAACCAACAAAUGGAACUGCUGCAAAGAAAGCGGAAUCAUCUGAUGAUAGCUCUGACGAUAGCUCUGAAGAGGAAGCAGCAAAACCUGCAGCUAAGAAGCCAGCUCAAACCGUAGCUACUCCUAAAGCUGGCACUGCUGCAAAGAUUGUUACUCCUGCAGCUGCGAAGAAAAAGCAGGAAGAAUCGAGCAGUGAUGAUUCCUCGGAAGAGGAGGAACCUGCAAAGAAACCACCUGCUGUAAAAGCAACUCCGGUGGCGGCUAAACCAACAAAUGGAACUUCAGCCAAGAAUGCAGUAUCAUCUGAUGAUAGCUCCGACGAUAGUUCUGAAGAGGAAGCAACAAAACCUGCGGCCAAGAAACCAGCUCAAAUAGUAUCUGCAUCAAAAUCGAUUACUGUUGCAAAAACAUCUGCUGUCAAAUCUCAACAAGACGAAUCCAGUAGUGAAGACGAUUCUUCAGAAGAGGAAAAUACCGCUAAGAAACCUGCAGCAACCACCGCUAAAAGGAAAGCAGAAUCAUCCGAUGAUAGUUCGGACGAAGAAACGACAAAACCGGUUGCAAAGAAACCAACCCAGAAAUCCGUUUCUUUGGUUUCUUCAACACCAAAGUCAGAUGUAAAUGCUGCAAAGACCGCGACGUCAGAUUCAGAUUCGGAAUCAGAUUCAGAUGAGGACGAAAAACCGCCAACAACGCCAAAUGGAGUAAAUCACGUGGGGCAGAAAAGAAAGCUAGAGCAACAGGAACAGCUUAACUCAUCCGCGAAGAAGAUGCACUAUAGCAACCAUUUUGUGAAGGCCAGCGAUCCUACUGAUGGCUACCCAAAUGAACAGUUCGAAACUCCACCGACCAACAAAAAACCGUUCGAAGAAAACGGUAGUACCAGCAGUGGGUUCGGAAGCGGAAGAAAAUCAUUCACAAACAGCGAUGAAAAACGUGGAGUCACACGAUUCCAGCGCGUUCGAGCAGAUGAGGUCGAAAUUGAUCACCGGUUGCAGGACAAUUCAUACGAAGCUAAGAUAAACGCCCGAGGAUCAUACGGUGAACGAGCGAACAAAAUUCUAAAACAUACGAAGGGCAAAUCUUUCAGGCACGAGAAAACCAAAAAGAAACGUUCGGGCUAUCAGGGAGGCAUUAUCGAUAUGAGUGUAAAUUCGAUUAAGUUCGAGGAUUAAGCGGAAAAUUGUACUGACUUGGGAUCCACUACGACAACGAUGUAGGAAUAGCUCCAAUGUAACAAUAGAUACGCGCUGUUCCUACAAUGCUACAGCGGAUCUCGUAUCUCCUACAAUAGUGGAUCUAGAGCAGUUCAAUCAUACAAAGUUGAUGUCAGACUUUUGCUGAAAUCCCACGACCCUAGAGAAAGCAGUGCCCGUUCGGUUUGUCUCUACUUCCAUUUCGUACAGUUAUUAUAGCUACGUUAGCGUCCUAAACCGGACAACACGUGUAGGUAUACGCAAUCACAGCGUAAACGAUAUUUGUUUCUAAUUAUUGUCAAAACAUUGUAUGUAUGUAUAUGCUCAAAAAACACUAAAGGACACAAUCCAAGAAAAUAGUUUAUCUAUAGGCGGUAGGGAGCAUAAAUACUACUUCUUUACUUUUACGGUUUUUCACUACCCCAAUCGAGGAGGAAUUAGAAAUGAUGGUUUUUAUCAUCUUAAGUCAAAUCGCCUAUAUAUCCCCGUAUUUAUGAAAGACAUAGAUGUAUACAGGGGAAGAAUAUCGCACAGUAGUGUGUAUUACAUUAGUAAGAAUCUAUUUGAGUUAUAUAAAUAAACGUGAUCA